CCGACCGGCGGGGGAGGCAAAGCAAAGCAAAGCAGAGGAACGGAAAGGACAGGAGGGGGAAUUUAGGUUGUGUCCCGUAUUUGUGGAAUAAGCAAAGACAAGACCACAGUUUCCCCCCCCUUUGACGUGAAACGAGCUCCGCUGUAACCUUCAAAAAACCGGACCUGCAUUUUGAAGACCAACUUAUUUGGACCUGUUCAAACUAAACAGAGGUUUUUGUUUUCUGGACGGAGAAUGGGAUUUAAAGAGCAUAUCUGCCUGCACUGAGUUGACAAAACAAGGGAAUAUUUUCCAAUUGGAUGAAAAAUAUCAACACUUUCCAAAAAGGGGGGGGUCAAAACUAGUAGACGCCCUUGUAACACGGUGUAUAUUAUAUGUCAAACAGGGGGGGCAACGAUGGCAUUGAGAAGCGACGGAAAGUAAGGUUUAGGUUAGCUCGCUGGUUAGCUCAGAGGCUAACUUAGCAGGCUGCUAACUAAGCCUGUGUCGCCCUCUUCCAUUCCUGGAGCAGAGGAGGGGCUGCUUGGUGGGCUUUGUAGCAUUGCAGAUCUGCCUUGCAUUUUUUUUUUUUUUUUUUUUUUUGUGGGUUGCUGCAAGAAUGGAGACUUCCAAAAAUCUGCCACAACAACUCAGGAGGAUUUCUUAAGGUACUAUCGACACAAUUUGAUUUUUUUUUUCGGAGAAGACCAGAAACUACCAGCUAACAUCAAUAUCAUCAUCCGGCCCGGGGCAAGCCAGGGUCUGCAGUUGUGACUACUUCUUUUUCGUUGUAUGCCCAGUGGGGAUAGGGUGUUAUAAAAAAAUGGGCAAGUGCUAUCCACCUCCUGGAUACUGGAUCUCCAAAUAGAAGAUCAUGAACAGGUCGAUUUUAACUCGGCAUUAGCUCCGGCUUACCCCCAAAGUCGAAGUUUUAUUAUUGUCGAGAUCUAUUGAAGGUGAGAGAACUUCUACAGGCCCCCUCUGCGCUAACUAAACAGGCCGUGGAGGUGUUCUUGAUUAUUUCCACCCCACCACCACCACCUCCUCCAUCAUCAUUCCUUCUAAACAUCCUAUAAGUCGGAGUAAUCAUGUCGGGAGAGGUGCGUUUGAAGAAGCUGGAGAAGCUGAUCCUGGACGGGCCAGCUCAGACUAAUGGCCAGUGUCUGAGUGUGGAAACGCUGCUGGAUAUCCUGGUGUGUCUCUACGAUGAGUGCAACAACUCCCCGCUCAGGAGAGAGAAGAAUAUCCUGGAGUUUUUGGACUGGGCUAAACCCUUCACUUCCAAAGUGAAGCAGAUGCGCCUGCACAAGGAAGACUUUGAGAUCCUUAAGGUGAUUGGACGAGGAGCCUUCGGAGAGGUUGCAGUGGUAAAAGUAAAAAACACUGACAAGGUAUUCGCUAUGAAGAUUCUAAACAAGUGGGAGAUGCUGAAGCGAGCGGAGACGGCGUGUUUUCGGGAGGAGCGCGAUGUGUUGGUAAACGGGGACUGCCAGUGGAUCACCACCUUGCACUACGCCUUCCAAGACGACAAUAAUCUGUACCUGGUCAUGGACUACUAUGUGGGUGGAGAUCUGCUCACUCUGCUAAGUAAGUUUGAAGACCGUCUGCCUGAAGAGAUGGCCAAGUUCUACCUGGCUGAGAUGGUGCUGGCCAUCGACUCCGUUCACCAGCUACACUACGUCCACAGGGACAUAAAACCCGACAACAUUCUGUUGGAUAUGAACGGCCACAUCCGCCUGGCUGAUUUUGGCUCCUGUCUCAAACUUAUGGAGGACGGGACGGUCCAGUCCUCGGUGGCGGUGGGGACUCCAGACUACAUCUCCCCAGAAAUCCUCCAGGCUAUGGAGGAUGGCAAAGGCAAGUACGGACCUGAGUGUGACUGGUGGUCCCUGGGCGUCUGCAUGUAUGAAAUGCUCUACGGCGAGACUCCUUUCUAUGCAGAGUCCCUGGUGGAGACCUAUGGGAAGAUCAUGAACCACAAGGAGCGAUUUCAGUUCCCACAGCAGAUAACAGAUGUUUCGGAGGAUGCAAAGGAUCUGAUUCGCCGGCUCAUUUGCAGUCGUGAGCACAGAUUGGGCCAGAACGGCAUUGAAGACUUCAAGCACCACCCAUUUUUCACUGGCAUUGAUUGGGAAAACGUUCUUACCUGUGAAGCGCCCUACAUCCCAGAAGUCAGCAGUCCUACAGAUACCUCUAACUUUGACGUGGAUGAUGACUGCCUAAAGAACUCUGAGACCAUGCCCCCUCCCUCUCACACUGCUUUCUCUGGUCACCACUUACCCUUUGUGGGUUUCACCUACACAAGUAAAUGCACCCUAUCUGACAGAGGUUGCCUGCGACAGCUGGUGGUGAGGCCGGGUAAGUCUGGUCAGGACCAGCUGGACCUGGAUGUGCAGCGCAGCCUGGAGGACAGCCUGGCCACCGAGGCCUACGAGAGGAGGAUCCGGCGACUUGAGCAAGAGAAACUAGAGCUGAGCCGCAAGCUGCAAGAGUCCACUCAGACUGUGCAGGCCUUACAGCAUCCAUCAGGCGAGGGCCCUCCCAGUGUUAACAAAGAGGGGGAGAUCAGGAGUCUGAAGAGCGAGAUCGACAUCCUCAAGAAACAGAUAGCUGACUCGGGCCAACUGGAGAAACAGCUGGAGGACGUGUCUUUGGCCCGCAGGGACCUGGAGGACUCCUCUAAACACGUCAAAACUCUGGAGAAGCAGAUGAAGAGCCUUACACAGGAGAGGGAUGACCUGCACAAGGAUGUCGUGGAGGCCAGUGAGAAGCUGAAGUCUCAAUCGAAGGAGCUAAAGGAAGCUCACAGCCAGAGAAAACUGGCCAUGCAGGAGUUCUCUGAACUCAACGAGAGACUCACAGACCUCAGGUCGGCGAAGCAGCGCCUGGCUCGCCAGUUGCGCGAUAAGGAGGAGGAGAUGGAGAGCUUAAGUCAGAAGGUGGAGGCUCUCCGCCUUGAGGUGCGAAAGGCUGAGAGGGCCAAGAAGGAGAUGGAGGCGCAGACGGAGGAGCAGUCAGCAGAAGCUCAGAAAGAGAGGAAACUGAGAGAGCGUAAUGAACAGUAUAGCCGACAGCUGGAGGAGGAGUUGGAAGGGCUUAAGUUGAAGCAGGCUGGCUCCUCUACCGUCCCGGCCUCAGCAGACCAGACCCAGGAGAUGGGACGCCUGCGGGGAGACCUGGAGAAGAAAACUCUUCUGUAUGAGGAGGAGUUAGCACGCAGAGAGGCGCAGCAUAGCACAGAGCUGAAGGCCCUGCGCAAAGAGCUGCGUGACGCUGAGAGCCAACACCUGACCCUGCAGAAAGAGAUCCUGAUGCUCAAAGACAAGCUGGACAAGACUCGCCGUGAGAGCCAAAGCGAAAGGGAAGAGUUUGAAAGCGAGUACAAGGAGAAGUAUGAGAGGGAGAGAGUCCUGCUCAUUGAAGAAAAUAAGAAGAUGUCCAGUGAGCUGGAUAAGCUGACCAGCAUGUUCGAGAAGGUGAGCGGCUCCAACAGGCAGCUGGAGGACGAGAUGAGGGAGCUGGCUGACAAAAAGGAGAGUGUAGCUCACUGGGAGGCCCAAAUCACAGAAAUCAUUCAAUGGGUGAGUGAUGAAAAGGAUGCUCGAGGCUACCUUCAGGCUCUGGCCACUAAGAUGACGGAGGAGCUGGAGGGGCUGAGAAACACCAGCCUGGGAGCGAGAGCCACGGACAUGCCGUGGAAGAUGCGGCGCUUUGCCAAGCUGGACAUGUCGGCUCGUCUGGAGCUGCAGUCGGCCUUGGAUGCCGAGAUCAGAGCCAAGCAGAGCAUCCAGGAUGAACUGAACAAGGUCAAGGCAAACAGCAUCUCCACAGAAUGUAAACUGCAGGAUGUGGAAAGCAAGAACCAGGAGCUCCUGGCUGAAAUCGACAGGCUGAAGAAAGAGACGGAGGAGCUGCGGCUACGAAGGGGCGUCAAGCACCAGGAUUCCCAGAAUUCUUUCCUGGCUUUCCUAAAUGCCCCGACCUCGGCCCUCGACCAGUUUGAUGACUCUUAUUCCUCAUCGUCAUCUUCUUUAAUUGAGUUUUGGGAAGACCGCUCGCCAUCCGUUGGCCCAGCUAGCAAAGGCAGACGUGUGGACUCUAUUGACUUCACCCCCUCCAACACUCCAUCCCGGGAAGAUGACCCUAAGUCCCACCUCAAGUCCCGCUCGCGUUCACCCUCCAUGGCUAGUGAUAUGGAGCCUAUAGAGUUGAUCGACCAUCCUCCUCGUACAGUCCAGACCCCGACCAUGCGCUCAGGAGGGUACGGGAGUAUUGGACGCUCCUCACCUAAGCCCAAAGCUCAUCAGUUUGUGGUGAAGUCAUUCAACACGCCCACUAAGUGUAACCAGUGCACAUCCCUCAUGGUGGGACUCAUACGUCAAGGCUGUACAUGUGAAGUGUGUAACUUCUCUUGCCAUGUAACAUGUGCGGACAAGGCCCCUGCUGUGUGCCCUGUGCCCCAGGACCAGACCAAGGGUCCGCUGGGUAUCGACCCUCAGAGGGGGAUUGGCACUGCGUAUGAAGGGCACGUCAGGGUGCCUAAACCAACAGGCGUGAAGAAGGGCUGGCAGAGGGCGAUGGCCGUAGUGUGUGACUUUAAACUGUUUCUCUACGAACUGGGAGAGGGAAAAGCCACGCAGCCGAGUGUAGUAGUCAGCCAAGUCAUCGAUAUGAGGGAUGAAGAGUUUUCUGUCAGUUCUGUCCUGGCCUCUGAUGUCAUCCAUGCCAGCCGCAAAGACAUCCCCUGUAUAUUCAGAGUGACAGCGUCCCAGCUCUCCCCCUCCAGCAGCCACAAGCCCUCCAUCCUGAUCCUGGCCGACAGCGAUCAGGAGAGGAACAAAUGGGUGGGCCUCCUCAACGAGCUCCAUCGCAUCCUCAAGAAGAACAAGCUCAAGGAGCGCUUUGUCUACGUCCCCAAGGAGGCCUACGACAGCACUCUGCCGCUCAUCAAGACAACACAGUCUGCUGCUAUCAUAGAUCACGAGCGUGUCGCCCUGGGCAACGAGGAAGGUCUCUUUGUCAUCCAUGUCACCAAAGACGAAAUAAUCCGGGUGGGGGACAACAAGAAGGUGCACCACAUUGACCUUAUUCUCCAGGAGCAGCUGCUGGCAGUCAUCUCCGGCAGGAACCGCCACGUCCGUCUCUUCCCUACACAGGCCCUGGACGGCCGUGAGACGGAGUCCUACAAGCUGGCUGAGACUAAGGGCUGCCAAUCCAUCGUCUCCGGUCCCGUCCGCAACGGCUCGCUCACCUGCCUCUGCGUGGCCAUGAAGAGGCAAAUCAUAUGCUACGAGGUGAAUAAGAGUAAAGCACGUCACCGCCGACUGAGGGAGCUGCAGGCUCCGGGGCCCGUUCAGUGGAUGGGUCUGCUCAGUGAGCGGCUUUAUGUGGGGUAUCAGUCUGGCUUCACACGCUACAGUGUCCACGGGGACAUGUCUCCUGUCAACCUGCUCCACAAUGAGGACCACACCCUUGCCUUCAUCCCCCAGCAGGGCCUGGAUGCCCUCUGUGCUGUGGAGAUUUCCAGCAAGGAGCUGCUGCUGUGUUUUAGUUCCAUCGGAGUGUAUGUGGACUCACAAGGCCGCAGGUCUCGUCAGCAGGAGCUGAUGUGGCCGGCGACGCCGCUUGCUGCCUGCUACAACGCCCCCUACCUGUCAGUGUACAGUGAGAAUGCUGUGGAUGUGUUUGAUGUCAACACUAUGGAGUGGAUUCAGACCAUCCCACUCAAGAAGGUGCGACCUCUGAAUGUUGAUGGCUCUCUGAACCUGCUGGGGCUGGAAACAGUCCGGCUUAUCUACUUUAGAAACAAGAUGGCAGAGGGUGAUGAGCUGGUCGUCCCGGAGACGUCAGACAACAGCAGGAAGCAGAUGGUGCGCAGCAUGAACAACAAGAGACGUUUCUCCUUCAGGGUGCCUGAGGAGGAGCGGCUUCAGCAGAGGAGAGAGAUGCUACGAGACCCAGAGAUGAGGAAUAAACUGAUCUCCAACCCCACAAAUUUCAACCAUGUGGCUCACAUGGGACCAGGAGACGGGAUCCAGAUCCUUAAAGACCUUCCCAUGAACGUCCGUGUUCAGGAGAGCCGCGCGGGCUUCAGCGGAUCCGUCAGCAUCCCCUCCAUCACCAAGAACCGUGCCGAGCCGGGCCGCUCCAUGAGCGCGAGCAGCGGACUGGGCAUACGCUCGUCCUCACAGAACGGCAGCGCUCUGCGCAGGGAGCUGUCAGGGGGGAGCUACGGAUCCAAACGGCAGACCAUGACCUCUCCCUCUGAGAGCUCCCUCUCCUCAGGCGGAGGCAUGGACUGUGGCGAUGCUCCACUCUCACAGUUUGACAGAGAGUGGCAGGCAGUCUCACCGUCGGAGAAGACCCCCGAUCUGAAAAGGGCUUUAAGGACCCUGCUUAGUAAGAUGAAGGACUCGGACUCCCCUCGUCACUCAACAGCCUCCAACAGCUCCACCUUCAGCAGUCCUCCCAGCCCGGCCUCCCCUCACAAGACAAAGUCCCUGUCCCUGGAGAGCACAGACCGGAUGGGCUGGGACACAUGAGCCUCUGCCAGCCUCUUGCCCAUACCAACCCCACCCAACCACUGAUCGACAGCACAGGACUCCAAACCCCCUCUCCCUCCCCCCCACCACCGCCUCCUCCAUGCUCUCUGAACCCCCUUACCCCUGCCCCCCCCCCCCCCCAUCACUGCCCAGAGAACUGCACCUCCUGAGGAACAUUUGUCCCACUUUACAGCCUCGAUUUGUCUCAUCGUACUUCCAAGACGGGGCAGAAACACUAAAAACAGUCUGUCGUCUGAGGGGAAUCCUGAGGGAAAUGUUAUCAAGAAUAAGUGAAAGUGUACGUGUGUGUGUGUGUGUGUGUGUGUGUGUGUGUGUGUGUGUGUGUGUGUGUGUGUGUGUGUGUGUGUGUGUGUGUGUGUGUGUGUGUGUGUGUGUGUG
Labrus mixtus (cuckoo wrasse) is the source of this 6920-nucleotide messenger RNA. It is a transcript of the gene cdc42bpab, whose product is annotated as CDC42 binding protein kinase alpha (DMPK-like) b. Gene Ontology annotation, biological process: actomyosin structure organization; peptidyl-threonine phosphorylation. Lineage: Eukaryota; Metazoa; Chordata; Actinopteri; Labriformes; Labridae. The record is from RefSeq and is a predicted model, not a curated record. Gene Ontology annotation, cellular component: actomyosin; cytoplasm; cytoskeleton. The transcript has 44 exons. Gene Ontology annotation, molecular function: ATP binding; protein serine/threonine kinase activity. Bases 1068 to 6521 code for a protein of 1817 amino acids.